Vigna radiata var. radiata (mung bean) is the source of this 1575-nucleotide messenger RNA. RefSeq lists its product as uncharacterized. The transcript is spliced from 3 exons. The record is from RefSeq and is a predicted model, not a curated record. Lineage: Eukaryota; Viridiplantae; Streptophyta; Magnoliopsida; Fabales; Fabaceae. The coding region runs from base 1 to 1575 and encodes 524 amino acids.
AUGGCUGCACCUGAUUUUAGUUAUGAAAGCUUGUGUAUCCAAUAUCCUGAUGAGGACGUACCAUUUGUUCUCAAGAUUGGACUCAUCCAUUUGUUGCCCAAGUUUCAUGGCCUUGUAGGUGAGUGUCCGCAUAAGCAUCUGAAAGAUUUCCACUAUGUGUGUUCAUCCAUGAGGCCUCAAGGUGUUCCUAAGGAUCAAUUCUUCUUAAGGACAUUUCCUUAUUCAUUAGAGAAUGCAGCAAGGGAGUGGAUGUACUGCUUAGCGCCUAGAGCCAUCACCAGUUGGGAUGAUAUGAAGAGCUGUCCUCACCAUCAGAUACCAGAGACACUCCUUCUCCAAUAUUUCUAUGAAGGUCUCAAUAGCUUGGAUAGGAGUAUGAUUGAUGCUGCCAGUGGUGGAGCACUAGGAGUUACGACUCCUACUGAAGCCAGGCAAUUGAUUGAGAAGAUGGCUUCCAACUCCCAGCAGUUUGGCACUAGGAGUGAUACUAUUGUGGUGAAGGGAGUACAUGAUAUUGUUACCCAGUCUUCAUCAUCUUAUGAUAGGAAAUUAGAAAGCAAGAUUGACUCCCUUGUGAGUUUGGUGUCACAGAUGGCUUCAAAUCAGAGACCAGCAUCUCCCUCUACAUCUGUUGCACGACAUUGUGGUUUGUGUCUCUCCAGUGAGCACUAUACAGAUGACUGCCCUGCUUUGCAGCAACCUACUGGCCAUAAUGCAUCUCCAGCCUAUGCUGCAAACAUACAAACUAGCAGGCAGCCAGAACAACCAAAUUAUGACUUGUCCAGCAACAGAUGGAACAAUAAUGCACAACAGCAACAGCAACCACCACUUUUCGAGAAUGCUGCAGGUCCUAACAAACCAUAUGUGCCUCCACAUGUUCAGAGAUAUCAGAGGCAACAACAGCAUGAGAUUCCUGCUCAGCCAACUCUCCAACUUCCCAUGUCUUCUUCUGAGCUUACCUUGGAGGAGUUGGUGAAGCAGAUGACUAUUCAAAAUAUGCAAUUUCAGCAGGAAUCCAGAGCUCAGCUUCAGCAGUUUCAGCAGUUUCAACAGGAAACAAGGGCCUCAACCCAAGAGACAAAAGCUUCCAUCCAGAGCUUGACUAAUCAGAUGGGACAGAUAGCCACACAGCUAAAUCAGGCACAGUCACAAAAUUCUGAGAAGUUACCAUCUCAAACUGUGCAAAAUCCUAGAAAUGCGAGUGUCAUCACCCUCAGAUCUAGGAAGCAGAUUGUUGUGCCCACUGAGUCAACUCCUACACCUACACCCACACCUGCUACUUGUCAAAGAAAAGAGGACCAGACUGGUCCAAGCAGGAAAUUUCAGGUGGGUGGACCUUCUUCCUCUCCCGGUGGUUCUUCUCCUCUAGGUGGACCUUCUUCUUCUUCCACCACCACUAGUGUGCCUCCUCUAUUGUCUGAGCGACCUAUACCUCUUCCCUUCCCUCCAAGGGCAAUUCCUAGCAAAAAGAUGGAAGAGGUGGACAAGGAGAUAUUGGAGACCUUCAGGAAGGUAGAGGUGAACAUACCUCUACUUGAUGCAAUCAAACAAAUCCAAAGUAUGCAAAAUUCAUGA